This is a messenger RNA of Manis pentadactyla (Chinese pangolin), 713 nucleotides long. RefSeq names its product hematopoietic cell signal transducer (gene HCST). The transcript is spliced from 5 exons. Bases 1 to 606 code for a protein of 201 amino acids. Lineage: Eukaryota; Metazoa; Chordata; Mammalia; Pholidota; Manidae. Gene Ontology annotation, molecular function: signaling receptor binding; phosphatidylinositol 3-kinase binding. Gene Ontology annotation, biological process: regulation of immune response; positive regulation of phosphatidylinositol 3-kinase/protein kinase B signal transduction. The record is from RefSeq and is a predicted model, not a curated record. Gene Ontology annotation, cellular component: membrane.
AUGGGCGGGGCUGACUUUCAGAGCCCUACCCUUGGAUCUCCCGGGAGAGGGAGCUGGAGGCCCCACCUUUGCUCUGAGAGAGAAGGAGCCUGGGGUAGUGGAGUACCUAGUGGAUGGAGCAAAGCACUGGGGGCCUGGAACUCUGGCUCUGACCAAGAGGGUGCAGGUGGCCUCUAUUCCUGGGCCCUGGCUAGGAAGGGCUGGAGGUCUGGACUUCCUGGUCUGGUGGGAGGAAAGGUCUGUGGGAAGCAGGUGGCUGCCGGCAGCAGGGUGACAUCCGCUGUUGCUGUCUCUCUACACCCCCACUGCUCCUCAGGACUUCUCUGGACCAAAGCCCUUUACCAGGCCCCUUCCAGCCCCCAGCCUGCCAUGGUCCCUCCAGGCGACAUCCUGCUUCUGCUCUUGCUCCCAGUGGCUGCAGCUCAGAUAACCCCAGGUUCCUGUUCCGGAUGUGGGCCCCUGUCCCUGCCACUCCUGGCUGGCCUCCUGGCUGCUGAUGCGGUGCUGUCACUGCUCAUUGUGGCCGUGGUGUGUGUGUGCACACGCCCCCGUGGCAGGCCCACCCAAGAUGGCAAAGUCUACAUCAACAUGCCUGGCAGGGGCUGACCCCCUGUAACUGACCUUUGACGUCUAACCCUCUCAUCCUGGAUUAUGUGUGGUGGCACAAGAAACCCCCUCCCACCUUAGGGUUGGAAUAAAGCAAUUAAAAUCUU